UGUUUCACUGGCAAGCAACAAUAAUGGGACCUAAUGACAGUCCUUACCAGAGUGGGGUUUUCUUCUUGACCAUACACUUCCCAACAGAUUACCCUUUCAAACCGCCAAAGGUUGCAUUUACCACAAGAAUCUACCAUCCAAAUAUCAACAGCAACGGCAGCAUUUGUCUUGACAUUCUGCGAUCACAGUGGUCUCCGGCUCUCACCAUCUCCAAAGUUCUCCUGUCUAUCUGCUCCCUGCUGUGUGACCCGAACCCGGACGACCCCUUAGUACCCGAGAUCGCCCGCAUCUACAAGACUGACAGGGAAAAAUACAACAAAAUAGCUCGGGAAUGGACACAAAAGUAUGCAAUGUAGUUGCAGCGGGGGAGAAACAUGGCCAACCACCUCUACGACAUACGGCUAGUGGAGAUUCAGAUGUAAAGAGAAAACAAAACACAACAAAAACCAUACAAACAAAUGAAAAGUUUAAAUCAAGAUCUUGUUGGUUUCCAUUGGAGUGCUUUCUUUGAGCCACGCCUCCCCUCCACCAGAGUACCUGUAAAUCUCCCUCUGCCCCACCUCCCUCUGAUCUCUCCCUUUUUGUCUCCUCCCUCUGUUUAAACCCCUCCCCCCGCCUCUCAGAUCACCUGCCCAUCCUCCGGUGUACAUAUUGUCAACUUUAAAGUUAUAAAACUGUUUCUCCUUGAUCCACCACCCUCUUCUGGUCACGUUUGUUUAGCUUUGGCUCCAUUUUUUUUCCAUCCAAGCAGGCUGGGCUGUCACCAACUCACAGUGAUCCUCUUGUUUUUUUCCACCCCUGCAUCCUCACCCAUCAUAAAGAAAACCAUUCCUUCAAGCAUCUGUAAACCUUUUGAGGGGACCCGUUUGUUUUUAUUUUUUAUUCCCAUUGUUUUUAAGGGGAAGGGGGACUAAAGGAUGGAGGGAUGAUUUUUACACUCUGCACUUGUUUUGUUGUCCUAAUUUCCAUCUGUAGAGGUGACGAUUCCAGAAAGCAAUUUUCACGUGAGUCAAAGGGGCACUCUGUAUUUUUUAAACCAUAAAAACUCAUUAGUCGUUGCAGGCUGUGUAAAAUGUAAAAAGGAAUGCACAUGGCCUUUUUUAUUUUUGCGCUUCUGUUGGAUUCUACAAAAGGACUUGAAUUUAUUAACACACCUCAUACUUCUCAUUCCUUCACCGCAAACUGUUUUUACCCAUGUGGACCCCCCUGUACACACACUCACACACAUGCACGCACGGCUGUAACCCCAUGUCACUUCCACCACCUUUUCUUUAUUUUCAAAGUGGAGGUUCUGGACCAGCUAUUUAAGCAAUUCAUCUUUCUUAGUUUAACCUGUGUUUUUAUGUCCUACCCCAUUCUUUAGGUUGUUUUUUCCUCUUUUUUUUUUUUUUUUUUUUUUUUUUUUUUUUCCCCCCCCCCCCCCCCCCUCCUUUUUCCUUUUGCUAUUGUCAAAUUAGCGGCUAACAUCUGAAAAGGCUAUGGGACUGGCUUGGGGUCUGGGUGUGAGGAGAACCCACUCUUCUUGCACAAAACCUCUGUAUAUUGAAUUACCUGAGAGGCUCGUUGAGCUUUGUGUGUUGAUUAAACUGUGUAAUAAAAAC
Messenger RNA from Austrofundulus limnaeus, 1601 nucleotides. RefSeq names its product ubiquitin-conjugating enzyme E2 D2. NCBI's taxonomy places the organism in Eukaryota, Metazoa, Chordata, Actinopteri, Cyprinodontiformes, Rivulidae. The record is from RefSeq and is a predicted model, not a curated record.